CUGUCUUCAGGGCUCCGGGCCAUCGCCAAGCCCUCUGCCACAUGGCCAGCUGCCCACGCGACAACUGCACGUCACGACUGCAUCGCGAAAGAACUUCGGGCAACUUCGGAAUCCUUUUGCGGUCUCGACAAGACUGAACUCAUCCUCCAAAUCAGAUAGCCAUGCGCACAAGUCCUGGGUUCAUGUCGGGUGAUUUCUUCCGCAUCAAAGGACAAUUCUCCUCGUCAAUCGUGGGAGUCGUCGCCAGGAUCCUGGGACGAUUUGGCCCCAAUCCAAAGCAUUAUACACGAUUUCAUGUUCGUGCCGUGCUAAUUCCACUUUUGUACAAUGUAAAAUUGAUGAAUGUGGGAUGUUUGAUGGUAAAGGGUCGAAGUCGAGUCAAUUACCAGGCGUCUGCGACGUCGUCGCUGCAAACAGAGACACCAGUGUAUCACAAAGCUAGCCCACAAUGCCUUGCCAUAGUGAAUCUCAGUAUCAGCAAUUAUGAUACAACUUCUUUCGAUGCUACACGAGAUACGCGGCGUCAGAUGAUGAGUCUGCUGCAAAACCAUCGCUUUGUUUCAAGGCCACGUGGUAGCACUGCAGAGAUGCAGAUGCUGUGCGAGCGCAGCAUCAGCUGGCCGUGGUACAAGCGAGCUCUGCAUCCUGAUUUCAGCAUGCACAAGGAAUUCAUCACACAACAACACUUUCAGAUAAAUGGUGGCGAUCUGGCGGUAUUGGUGGCCGCCGGUCAGUCUCGCCACGAUCCGGAAAUUUAACAUUGCGCACGAUAAUCAUUGCAAUGUCACUUUGAAAAUUAUUCUGAAAUGAUGUUCGGAUCACGACGGAUUCCAUCUACGAGAACUCUUUCUUGGUGGUAAUGACAGGGCU
Molecule: messenger RNA, 870 nt
Organism: Dissoconium aciculare CBS 342.82
Lineage: Eukaryota; Fungi; Ascomycota; Dothideomycetes; Mycosphaerellales; Dissoconiaceae
Exons: 1
Coding region: 162-758 (198 amino acids)
Source: RefSeq, a predicted model, not a curated record